AUGUAUGGGAGCCAGGUUUCGUAUCCAGAAAUGAGAUUGUCUGUUGUUGAUAUAAGUAGCUUGUCCGCAGCUUUAAAUCUAACUAUGUUGUCUGAUGGAAUGAACACAGUUGUUAGUGCUUCUCCAAAAAGCUCGAACUUUGAUGAUUUUCAAAGAAUAAUUCUGAGUAUGCUAUUUCCUGUCCAAGUGCAAUUGAAUAUUAUAUAUAGCGUAACUGCUCCGCCUGGGGUUGACGCUUGCGCCGCCAUAUGUGCUAAGCUUUUGUUAUCACGGAAUAUUACUAAAAACGCGUUGUAUCAGACCGAACUUGUGCUCUCAGAAUGGUUAUUAAGGAACGGCUACCUACGAGAGAAUAGAGAGACCCCCUUGCGAUUGACGUAUUCACCUCGGGGCCAGAAUGCGGUUGUACGCGAUAGGGUGUGGGCCGAAGUGGCUUCCAUUGAUAAUGAAAGUACUGGAUGGUUAAACAUGCAAUGUAACGAUUUCCGCGUUAUUAAUGAUCCCCUAUACACCGGAGUUAAUAGAGUACCGCAGUAUGGUGAUGUAACAGCGUAUUUCGAUAGCAGGAAUUAUGGAGAUUCAAUGACUAUUCCCGUUCCACCUAUGUGGCAAGCCGAAAUGCGUGGACUGAAUGAGAUAUCCUCUUUGUCAGCUGCUCAAAUGACUAGCUUUAUUAAACAUUUAAGAAUUAAGUAUUUGGAAUAUCUGGCUAAGUUGAAUAGAUAUAUAUCAAUUUAUGCCGAGUGUGGGUUUAGACUGACUGAUGACACGUUAAAUAUGCUAGCUGUAAACGAUCCAAUUGGGCAAUUAGGACCAAAUGCCAAUGAUCCGGAACUGAUUAGUGUGAGAAGUGGUUCACUUUUUAAGUUUUUCAAACAGCUUCCCAAUGAAUUCAACCCCCCUCAGCCUAUAGUCGAAAGCGUCAUAUAA
Macrosiphum euphorbiae (potato aphid) is the source of this 930-nucleotide messenger RNA. Lineage: Eukaryota; Metazoa; Arthropoda; Insecta; Hemiptera; Aphididae. The record is from the annotation of a GenBank genome assembly.